AUGACCUACACCGUUACUCCAGGCGCCAUUUACUCCGUUUUGGAACCCACGCUCGGCGUCGUCAACGCCUGUUUGCCAACCAUCAAGCCGGCCGUCUCCAAGAUAUUUGGGCACCAAAGCACCCGGGCCCCUAAUACCGGGAACAUCGCCUCAACAGACAGCAGAAAUAUCCGGAAAUCGCAAAACUCGAAAGGCCUGUACACACGACAAUUCGAGAGGCUUGAGGACGACGUCACACUCAUCGAUAUCCGUUCUGGGCCUCCUUCAGAACUUGCUGUUGUGGCUGCCGAAUUUGGCAGGGCGGGGCCGCCAUUUUCGGGUGUCUCGACAAGUCGGCGGCGUUGCCCCUCGGCACUCAACGCCAUCGCCAUGCCGGCACAUCGCCCGCCGCGGCCCCUCGUAGAGGAUCGGGAUUACAAUGCGAAUUUCGUCCUGCGCUUCACGCGGCGAGAAGCCAAACAGUGGAAUGCGAAACGGCCAGAGGCUCUCACAGCCGAGCAGCGUGCAGCUCUCCGCAAGCAGCUUGAGGAUACCCAGUUCCUUCAACCCGACUAUACCGACAAGACCAAGAUCAACAUUGCCGCAUGGGGAACCUGGCGAGAAGUGUUAUGGAAAGCAACCUGGGCGACGGCGAUGGAUUUCCUUGAAUAUCUAUGUUACAUAUAUACGAUCGAGUUAGGCCGCUAUAUGGAUAUAAAUGACAGUAACGAAGUUGAAAAGGACGUCGCGAACUCGGAUGCCUUGCUGCGCCUACUGACCUCUAAUAUCAAGUACAAUACCGCUAUCCUCAGUUGGGAAAAACACCGUAUAUAUCUGCCGGGAUGCUACCUCGGCCUUGCCUUCACGGGGGCUCGGCCGGCUGAGUUUGUGGACGGCGAACGAAGUAGCGGCAAGGACGGGUGUCUGGAGGAACUCUUCCCGCAGUACGCUACUGGGGGUGCCCCUAGCGACGAGGACAAGGCGCCCGAUGAGCUUUCUAGGCUGCUGGAACGGAUGAUCUCGCAGGAGUACGAGGGCUGUGGACGCCCAAAGGCGCUCUGUUAUGAGGACAUUUUGCUGAUGGUCGUACGCCACCCGGAAACUGGCGAGGACGUCCUGGCUAUGUCCAUCAAGCUGGCGCACUACAAAGGCGCAGACAAUAAGCCACAGCCGACUAUCUUCUUCUUUACCCCUACCAGGAGGUUGAUCUUCUGUUUUAUAAGCAUUAUCGUUAGCCUGGCAGUCCACGACCGUGCGUUUGCCGCAUCGAAGUUCAGCAGCGUCAGAGCAGUUUUCCAGGCGAAGAACCGGGGACCGGUCAAGUGUACGCCUUUGCGAUGGAAGAAGAAAUGGCUCAAGCGGCCUGUUUUCCGCCGACUUGACGACUCUAUCGCUAAGGACAACUCCAUUUCCGAAGACGAAUCGGAUGAAUCGGACGAAUCGGACAGCUCAGACAAAUCAGACGGCUCAGAGUACCAACUUCUACCAUACCAGAAGCUGUUAGAUGACAUGAAGCGGCAGUCGCUCGAUGCUGGAGAAGAAAACCCGAUUGAACCAAAGGCCUGGCGUAGGGGAGCGGCUAACGUAGCGAAUGGCACGGAAAACGAGGACCGGAUUCGAGAACUUACCAAGUUGAUCGCGAGUAUGGAGGCACAGCGGAGGAAAAAAAUCCGGCGAGCUUACCGAGAAGAUUACUUCUACAACCGUCCGACCUGGGACAUCGAGGCCGACAAGAGCGACGAAGAGGAGUAUGUUGAGCCGGCUGUCGAGCUGCAGAUAACUAAGCGCGCCAAGCUCGCCGAAAUCCUCUGCAACCAGCCGGACAACUUAAGCUCCGCAGAGCUGCUCGAACUCCGUAUCCAGGCUGCUGAGCUUAUGGUCGCGUUGUGCGACAAGCGAGAAACCAGAAAGAGGGACCGUAUCCGGCGGAGGGUGCGGGCCGAUGGUGCAGUGAAGGAGGAGUCUCCCGGGCCCGACCCUUUUCCACUCCUAAUGAGCAAGAAGCAAUGUCCACGGUGCAUUGGGGAUAAAACCCUGUCCUAUGAGGAAAGAACAUUCGAGUACUGUCGGCCAGCGGUGAUGUACGACCAUUUCGAUAGGAAGCACGCACAAGACCUUAACCCGUGCAACCACCCUAAGUGCGUAGGGUGCGCGCUGAAGUUCAAGCACUUGAACCAUUUUAAGAACCAUGUAGAGAGGGUCCACGGCGUUCCAUUACGGCCGUGA
Messenger RNA from Canariomyces notabilis, 2205 nucleotides. RefSeq lists its product as uncharacterized. The record is from RefSeq and is a predicted model, not a curated record. The coding region runs from base 1 to 2205 and encodes 734 amino acids. Lineage: Eukaryota; Fungi; Ascomycota; Sordariomycetes; Sordariales; Chaetomiaceae. The transcript is spliced from 8 exons.